UGCAAACUGAUACUUUGGUUGAAGACUAAUCAUCUCUCACGUGAAAGUUGCAAGCCACAGACAUGCAAAGAGAAACGAUGGAGCCAACCUUUUCUCUGCCUGAGAUCUUCCUAAGUGACAGAGAAGAGCCUGCUUCUACUCAGUCAGGAUCCCCUACCUUUUCUAAUUUUUCCUCAUAUUACCACCAAUUGGUUCCUGCUCCCCAAGAGGAGCCAGACAUCCACAGGCUGUCAGAACCCUCAUUUCAGACAAGCUGUGGUGGACAGUUUUGUCCGCCAGAACCUUAUCUUGUGAGGGGUGAACCAGUGUUGCUGAGCACUCCUGCAGUUGCAGACAUGCUCCAGAGGGGAGCCAACCCCGACCACAGAGCAGACACACUGUAUUGGACGCAAAGAGAAUCAAACCAGCAAUUUGUGCAUCAUCUGAUCCCAAGCCAUAUCCAACCCCAAGCUCAGGACUGCCCCUCUUCCUUCAACGUCCCGCAUGGUGUUUGUCCCUCUCACCACAACCUCCAGACUUUACCCCAUGAUGCCAGGUUCCAACCUGGAUUCCCGGAGGUCAUAGUCACCCCUGGUUGUAGUUCCUGUUUUUUGGUACCCAUCAGCAGCCCGUCAGAGUGCUGCUGCAGCGCAUGUUCACCUCCUCAUUCUUGGCACCUCCUGCCUGAGGUUCAUCCCAGCUGGUGCUCGUGUCCACAGGCGGUGCCCGCCCAUCAGCUCUGCAGUCCAGACCGGGUCUCGAGGAGAACGGCUCAGCAGGUCAGCAUGUGGGCGACAGAGCAGACUGAAGAGCAGAACAAGUCAGAAGGAGCCGAGCAGAAAAGUAAUCCACCCAACAAUUACAAACUAAAAGCAGACAACACAGACGACAACAGACCAAAGGCCAACGUUUCUCCUGGAUCUCUACCAUCUUCGCAGGAAGAAUCACUGGCAGGAAUCUACUUGGAGAACUACAUCGCGGUCGUGGACUCCUUCAAGAUCCAAGAGGAUCGGUCAGUGGAGGCCAAAAACAGUGAAAAUGAGAAGAAACUGAAGAUAGAAAACAGCUCAUUUCUGGAGUAUCUGGACGAACUUUGCAGUGAUGAGAACUUUGUCAGAGAGACUGGUUCGACACUGAAUGCAGAGUACCUGGAUUUCCUGCUUUCCUCAGACUCAGAGCUUCUGGACCUUUUUCCACAGGAAAAACAAGAGACAGAGGUGGGGUCGACGCUGAAUACAGAGUACCUGAAUCCCCCCCCAUCUUCAGAUCCAGAUCCCAUUGACCUCGUUUUACGGGAGAUUUUGGAAGCUUUCCAGCAAAAGAUGGCCCAUCAAUCUCCAGCUGACUCCAGCAGCGUCACUCCUGUAAUGGAAGAAACAUCUCCGGGGACUUCCCGUGACGAGGCAACUGCACCACUCCCAAACGCUCUAUCCUCCAUUUUGGAUCCUCCGCGCUCACAGUCUGACACAAAUCCAAACCCCGAUGGACAUAAUCCACCUCUGAGCACUAAAGGAGCAAAGGAAGGUCGGUCUAGCGGUUCUCCCCUCCUUCCUUCACUCCUUCCAGAAGAACCACUACCAACUGAUGCCACACUAAAAUGCAAUAACCCUGUUAAUGCCACGACUCCUCUUAACCUCAACGGCUCACUUACUUCACCACAGCAGGUGCUUGCCAAUGUCUCCCCAGGCCCCGGUCUUACUUCUGAUUCGGAGGCAAGAGACAAUGAUGCAUUGGUAGAGGUGCCUACGGCCCCAGGGGAUGAGUCGGAAGAAGCCUUGAUGACCCCCUCAAGCCUUGGAGACACACAGACAGCUGAGGCAUCCCAAAUGCUUCAGGAAGGACCUCUACCCUCUAAAUCUCCCUCAACCUCCGAUGUUUCAGGGUCCAAUGAGCACCCUUGUACGAUAGUCACCACGGAUCAUCGUCCUAGCUUCCGAGCUGAUUUGUUGACUGUCAGCCCACCACAUCCAGCUGACCCUCCGGCUCCGACGGUCCUAACUUUGAAAACACUUCCUUGCCCGUUGCCUCAGAUAAGAAUACCUGAGGAAAAAUGUAACCCCAAAAAUAUUUACCCAAAGUCCUCUGGUCUUGCGGCAGUUGCUGUGCCAGCUAAUUCCCCUCUCUUGGCAGAUUCCUACGCAAACUCUUGUUAUCCCCCAGUUGAUAUAUCAGACUCUGUGCCUGAAAAACAAACAGUAGAGCCACCCAAAGAACUGGAACUUUCUGAAGACCUGGCAUCCUCUGAACUUAGGGAGACAGCAGCGACACAAAAGCAAACAGGUUCAAAAGAAGAAGGGAUGAUAAAGACAUUUGAAAGGAAGAAAGAGAAUAAGACCAAUCCCAGGGGAACAACAAACAUUAGACGAAGUCAGAGGCUGUCGGAUAAAAUCGAAAAAGCAAGACUGAGUGCUGAAUUCACAAAAGAGAAAGCAGAGAAGAGGAAACCACGUAAAAAGAGUGUUGAGAAAACAGCUAGAUUCACCCUAGAGAGGAACAGGCUGGUUGAUGAAAAACAGAAGAGACCGUCCUCAGGAGGAAGGCAAAGGAUUCAAAUGACUAGUUUUUUAAAGAGAAGAACCUGGAGCAUGACAAAUGAGAAAGAAGUGCAGCUGAGUGGGGAAAUCAAGCCCUCAGCAAUGGAGAGAAGCCAGGUGAAGUCCUCCCCUAUGAGAGAAAUGCGGGAUGAGGACAAACUGGAAGUAAAAGUGAAGGAGGAGGCAACUGUACAAGAGAUUCUGCCAGCUCCAAGUCCAACAAAAAAAAGCAGAAACAGGAGAAAUAAAGGGGAGAGUAGGGAGCAGGCUAACAACACUAAUAACACAAAUUUAACAGGCUGCAAAACCAACAAGGAGGACAAGCUUUCUAUAUCCAAAUCUUCUCUGCAGAGCACCAAAUUUCAGAGAGAUACUCGUUCAAAAAAAUACUCAAUUUACAGCUUAAGGUCACGAACUGUGUCAAAAAGGCCAGUACAUAAUAGGCUAGGAAUUCAAAAGAACAAGGCAGCCAAGGCUACCCAUCAACCGUCUAACCCCAUACCAAGAGCAGGUGUGAAAGAUGAAAGCGUAAAUGUGGAAGAAGCAGAACGGCCAAGCCUCAUGUUGAGUCCGAUGAAAAGAUACCGGCAUGAAUGUGGUGCUGCUGAAAGACGGAGGGAGACAAAGGUAAAUAAGGACAAGGCUGAGAUUGAAACAGAAAUGAUCCGUUUAAGUCCGAUGAAAAGAGGAAGGUGGCAGAAAAGAGUGGAGCCAAACACAGAUGGAGACCAAAAGCAGGAUUUGACAGCAAAGGAAAAAGGUAAAGGAGACAAAUAUGGGACGAAAACAUCUGGCUCCCCCUCAACAAUAAGUAGUAUGAAGGCUAAGGAUGGACAGAUGUCAAAAGCAACAGCUGGACAGGACACAUAA
Molecule: messenger RNA, 3383 nt
Organism: Etheostoma cragini (Arkansas darter)
Lineage: Eukaryota; Metazoa; Chordata; Actinopteri; Perciformes; Percidae
Exons: 8
Coding region: 63-3383 (1106 amino acids)
Source: RefSeq, a predicted model, not a curated record